Molecule: messenger RNA, 366 nt
Organism: Gloeophyllum trabeum ATCC 11539
Lineage: Eukaryota; Fungi; Basidiomycota; Agaricomycetes; Gloeophyllales; Gloeophyllaceae
Exons: 1
Source: RefSeq, a predicted model, not a curated record
AUGCAUGAUUGCAUGGGACACCCGUCUAAGCAAGUCCUGCGGCAAGCUAGGGAACACACCAAAGGUUUCCCCACCAAUCUGGAGUUUCCAUCGGAAGACCCAGUAUGCCCUGGAUGUGCGGAAGGCAAAAUGCCUAAUAAGGCUUUCCUGCCAUCCACUCUAUGGGCAAAAGAACUGCUUGAGUUUAUUCAUUCAGAUCUUAAGUCAUUUCCCAUAGACUCCUACCAUAAGUAUCGGUACACAAUCGUCUUCUUUGAUGACUACACCUCCUAUGGAUGGGUCAUGCAUAUGCGCUCCAAGGGUGCUGCAAUUGCUAAGACUCAUCAAUUCCUAGCCUACAUACAAAAUCAAUAUGGCAGGAAAAUU